Molecule: messenger RNA, 1850 nt
Organism: Cuscuta campestris
Lineage: Eukaryota; Viridiplantae; Streptophyta; Magnoliopsida; Solanales; Convolvulaceae
Source: the annotation of a GenBank genome assembly
GCUCUGACCGAAAAAACAAAAGUAGAGGGCUGAUUUUUCGCUUUGCAGGUGCGAAGGAAAAAAAGGGUUUUUUGCUGGACCGAAGGAAGGAAAAAAGGGGGAGUUGGGCCGUAAACCUGAUCAGCCCACUUGUGUUUUUUAUGGUACUUUUUGGAUUUGGACUUUUGGUUUGUGCUAAUUUAAUUCUUGAGGUGGGUGUGAUUUUCUGAGAAAAAAUUACCAAGAUCUGAAAUUAGUUGUACCGAGUAUCUCGCCUAGUCAUGUGAUAUGACGGAAGAUGGGAAGUUCCGAAUUGAGAAGUUCGAUGGUAUAGAUUUCAGUUGGUGGAAGAUGCAAAUUGAAGAUUUUCUGGUUCAGAAAGAUUUUGACGUGGUUUUAGGUGAUAAGCCAGAAAAGAUGUCGGAUGCAGAUUGGGCAAGUUUGGAUCGGAAAGCUAUGUCCGUGAUACGUCUCUCGUUGACCAAUAAUGUUGCGUUCAACAUUCUGAAGGAGAAGACAGCGAAGGGAAUUAUGGAAGCGUUGUCUAACAUGUACGAGAAGCCUUCUGCAGCGAAUAAAGUUUUUCUGAUUAGAGAGCUGGUGAACACAAGGAUGAAAAAAGGCACUUCAAUUACCGAGCAUAUCAAUAAGAUGAAUUCGGCCUUAACAAGACUUGUGUCAGUGAAGAUUAAGUUCGAUGAUGAAGUUCAAGCUUUGUUACUGCUAUCGUCUUUGCCUGAUACUUGGUCCGGAACGGUUACAGCGGUUACCGUUUUAGUCGGACCCGAUGGAUUCACCUUUGAUCAGAUUCAAGAUCUCGUUCUUGGCGAGGAUGUCAGAAGAAAGAGUUCAAGGGAGUCAUCUGGUGAAUUGCUUCAUGUUUGUAGAGGAAGAAGAAAUAGCAGAGGCUCUGUGAGUGAAGAGGAGGUCACUCUGACUUGCUGUGAGGAAAGCAAUGUGGAUUCCUUGGUCAUGGAUUCUGGUGCUUCAUUUCAUGCUACCACAACGGUGAAGCAUUGCAGAAUCUGGUUAUCGGAGACUUUGGAAAGGUACGACUUGCGAACGAUAGAGCUCUUGAGGAAGUUGGACGAACAGGGACACGAGGUAAAGUUUAGAGAUGGGCAGUGGAAGGUCAUGAAGGAAAAUCUUGUCAUGGCCCAUGGAAAGAAGAGAGGUUCGCUGUAUAUGGUCGAGUUAGCAUAUGAGGGAGUGACCAUCCCAGUUCAGAAGAGAAACAAAGUCUGGUUCAUAGAGUCUCGUGGGCAGAAUAAGGUUGUCUAUGCAAGAGAGAAACCUAGAGCCACAGAUCAGACUCAGGAUGAACGAGCGAGGAAAGGUUCAAGGAGGCCAGUCAGAGGUAUUUGUGGCAGUGGGAGCUCAAGAGGCGCUUCAGCCAAGUUUCCUAGAAGACACUGGGUUAGGAGAACCAGUAUUCCAGUUGUAGGAACAUCUCCAGAAAAAUUCUUGCUGAGUAUGGAGAGUGUUUGUUCUCAGGAUGUUCCAGGAUCCGGCAGUGUGUGUCUACAGUGGGAGCCGGUAGGGGCCGAGGACGAGUCAGGGGCAGAUUUUGCCGUGAUUGAUGUGUUGGAGUUUGGGAGAGCUUCAAUGGGCCUUUCAGUUGUCUGAUGAGAGGGCCGCUUUAACAAGAGAGCUGAGGAAGAUUACUCAAUGUACAAUCAAUCGUGGUGGAUGGCAGUUGAUGACUAUCAAGCCUCCAAAUGGGAGAAUGUUGGGUUUGUGGAGGCUUGGGCUUGACUUGUAGGCCCAGCCCAUGUUAUGUAACCCUAAUUUCUUUUCUCCUAUAUAUUGAGCCCUUGUACUUGUAAUUCUGGGAGACACCACAAGUGAAAUAAGAAAUUCUUUCUGUUGCA